CUGAGCACACGUACGGUAUCAAUCCAGGAGCCGAGUAAGCUGUACACAGUGAGGAAAAGCCGCUCUACACCAGGAAUUCUUCCUCAUGUCCUGACAGAAAAAUGCUUCAUUUAGAGGUGAAAAUUAGGUAUUUUAGUUGAAGGGCAAACAAUAAGCUGCUGAUGGCGUCACCGCUUGGCUUGGUGUGGCUGGUGUUAGCCUUCACUUUGGUAUUCAAGCCAGUGGCUGCCAACACCUGUUCGAACCAGGAUUUUUCCUGCUCUCACGGAUUAUGCGUGUCUGAGGACUGGGUGUGUGACUUCACCGACGAUUGUGGAGACAGCAGCGAUGAAAACAAUUGUUCAAUGUAUGAGAGGUGUGACUUUGACGAGGGUUUCUGUGACCUGAUCCAAAGCUCAGAAAUGAGGGCUCAGUGGUCCAGAACAACUGAGGUCGCUGGACUCAAACAUGACCACACAAACAACAAAUCAGCACAUUUUCUGUCCCUGUUACCCGUCAGAGGAAACAAAACCACAGCAGACCUGAAAAGUCCAGUCCUCCCACCCAGCCACACCUGCCAGAUGAGUUUCUAUUAUUAUUUUGGAGCAACUCACGGAGAUCUUCAGGUCCUGGUUCAAACUCAUCCAGCAGGUCGGAGCACAGCAGUGUGGAAACCCUCAACUCAACUACAGAAGGAUACGUGGCUGCGGGAAAUCCUUCGCUUUUCCAGGAAUGACAGUUUUCAGGUGGUGAUUCGAGGAGAACUUUCAGCUGACAGCGAGGCCUCUGAGGUCCUGGCCAUCGAUGACUUAUCCUUCAGCCCCGGCUGCGGGGCUGUGUCUGGGAGGAGGGUGUCCUCUCCUCCUGCCUGCCCUCCCUUGUGGUUCGUGUGCGAUGAUGGGGAGUGUAUCAAGGAGAGCAAAGUGUGUGACUUCACCCCGCAUUGUUCCUCUGGAGAGGAUGAAGCCAGCUGCCCCUCUGAGUGUGACUUUAAGAGUGAUUCUUGUGGCUGGUACGAGCUUACCCUCGGCGAUGGCUUUGACUGGGUCAGGGGCUCAUCGAUGGAGGUACCUCCAGACUACUAUGGUCGCCCACCACCACUGGACCACUCCACGAACAGCACUGAAGGUCACUUCAUGUUUAUAUUCAAGAACAGCAGCAGUCUGUUUCCAAACGCUGCUCUCCGAGGACCGCGGUUCCAGCAAUCGGCUGCUGCCUGCACCAUGACCUUCUGGCAUUAUAAUUCAGGCAUAUCUGUGGGAGCUGCUGACAUGUCACUUCGAAUCGAAGGAGUUGAAAACCACACUGUCAUAUGGAGAACAUUGUACGACCAAGGACCCCACUGGAACCAGGUCACCGUACAGCUGGGACGCAUCACCCAGCCUUUCCAGAUCUCCCUGGCUAAAAUCAGCCUCGGCGUGUUCGAUGGAGUCGCCGCUCUAGACGAUAUCGCUUUCAAGAACUGCUCUCUGCCUCCGGCGGUGGAUGAGUGCCCACCCCACACACAUUUCCACUGCGUGCACACCAAGGCAUGUGUGGAGCAUCUGCAGCUCUGUGACCUUGUGGACGACUGUGGGGAUGGAUCAGAUGAGGCAGGAUGUUCUCCAGAGCUGCAGUGUGACUUUGAACAUGGGCUGUGUAACUGGAAACAGGAACAGACUGGAGAAGAUGUUUUUGACUGGACCAUCUACCAAGGCCCGACUCCAUCCUUUAACACAGGCCCUUUGAAGGACCACACAUUGGGCACCGUCUAUGGCCACUACCUCUACAUUGAGGCGUCUGCCCCUCAGGAGUUCAAAGACACGGCGGUGUUGCUCGGUCCAGUCUUCAAACCCACCCACCACGAUGGCAAGUCGUACAACCACUGUGCUUUCCGCUUCUAUUACCACAUGUUUGGAAAAUAUGUGUUCUACCUGGCGGUGUACUUGAGGACCACUGCUACAGGCCGUGGCCAGAUGCUGUGGGUGAAAUAUGGAAAUCAAGGAGACUUCUGGCACAGGGAGACUCUUUACCUCAGCAGUGCUCAGCCUUUCCAGAUUUUGAUUCAAGGUACAGUUGGAGAUGAUUUUACUGGAGACAUUGCUAUUGAUGACCUUUCCUUCCUCAACUGUGAGCCUUAUGAAGGAGAGCUCCCCACACUGAAUAAUACAACUCCAGCAGUGACGACUCCAGCCCCCACAGUUCAACCCAAUAUGUGCCAUUAUGGAGAGUUUCCUUGUGGGACAUAUGGGGAGUGCAUUCCCUUCAGUAAAGUGUGCGACUUUAGAUAUGAUUGCUCUGAUGGAUCAGACGAAAUAAGUUGUGUGAAGGAAAGCUGUGAUUUUGAAGGAGGUGACACUUGUGGGUGGAAGAUCGUCAAACCCUCUUUCAUACUAAAUCACUCAUUUCGCUGGUCAUGUGACCAAGGGGAGAGCAAUCAUUUUGGAGAGGAGUACCACCGUCCUACUAAUGACCACACCCUCAACAGCUCCAAGGGGUGGUAUAUGUAUGCAGACAGUUCAAACGGUGGAUACGGUCAGACCACUGACCUCCAGACUCCUGUCAUCUCCUCCACUGGACCGCAGUGCACCCUGGUCUUCUGGUACCACAUGAGGGGCUUCACCGUGGGAACACUGAAGGUGCUGCUGAAGCAAACAAACAUCACUCAUGAGGUUUGGACUGAGACUGGUAACCAAGGCAACAAAUGGAGACGAGGAGAAGUGUUUUUGGGGUUAUUGAGUAAUGUCCAGGUGGUAUUCUCUGCUAAACGAGGGAUCAGCUACAUGGGUGACUUGGUAAUAGAUGACGUCGGCUUCGUGGAUUGCUCCCCUCCUCUUCCUUCAGACCAGCCUUGCACACCUGAGCAGUACACCUGUGCAAAUGGCCACUGCAUCCCUCAGGACAACCUGUGUGACUUCAUCAACCACUGCGGGGACAGCUCAGACGAGAACCCCUACAUCUGCCAGGGUUUUAUUGAACGCUGCAGUUUUGAGUUUGACCUCUGUUCCUGGCGCCAGUGCCAAGAGGAUGACUUUGAUUGGAGGAUCAGCAGCAGUCCAACCAUUGGAACUAGGCCAUCAACUGACCACACCCUGGGAAACUCCUCGGGACACUACCUCUACUUGGAAAGUUCAUUUCCUCAGGAAGAUGGCAGCACCGCUCGUAUAAUAGGACCCCUACUGAGCCGCAGGAGCUCACAGUGCAAGAUGCGUUUCUACUUCCACAUGUCUGGAGAUGGCAUUGGGACUCUCAGUGUGUUCAGCAAAAGUGAAGGCCAUCUCCAUCUCCUCCUGACCCUGACGGGAGAUCAGGGCAACUACUGGCAGAUGAAGGAGAUCCCGCUGAGCAGCUCCAGGGACUUCCAGGUCAUGUUCGAGGGCAAGGUAGGCCGAAAUCCAAAGGUUGACAUCUGCCUGGAUGACAUUACCUUCUCUCCAGGAUGCCUUCUCGCUUCCUCAGCUACAUCGCCCGAUAACACUCCUUCACCUCCUCCAGGGUCCUGUCCUUCGGGCUUCCUGCCUUGUGAAAAUGGCAGGUGUUUCGCUCCAUGGCAAAGCUGUGACUUCACGGAUGACUGUGGCGAUGGAACUGAUGAGAAGCAUUGUGGGACUUCGUGCACCUUUGAGAACGGACGCUGUGGGUGGAAGAGCUCCCUUGCUGAUAAUUUUCACUGGGUGCUGGGCACUGGGUCUGUCCAAAGCAUACGGCCUCCGUAUGAUCACACGCUGAUGAAUGAGUAUGGGCAUUUUGUCUAUUUGGAAGCAACACCAGUGGGACUGAAAGGCGAUAAAGCUCAUAUUAGAAGCUCUGUGUGGAAAGAGUCUAGCGCCAUCUGCAAGCUCUCUUUCUGGUACUACAUUUCCCACAAGGCCUCGGGAAGCAUCCGGCUUCUGAUCAAGAUGGAGAAUAAUUUAAAGGAGGUGUGGAAUCAAACGGGACAUCAGGGCAAUAAGUGGAACCGAGCAGAGAUCCCCCUGAGGAAGCUCAGGAACUUUGAAGUCAUAUUUGAGGUGGUGCGCCUAAAGGACGUGAGCGGUGGAGCGGCCUUAGAUGACCUGGAGUACAUAGACUGUGCCCCAACCACUGUGGAGGCCGUUGGUUGUCCUGCGCCCACAGAUUUUGUGUGCCGCAGCGGCCACUGCAUUGAGUCCCACCUGGUGUGCGACAGCAAGGCCGACUGUGCUGAUGAAUCGGACGAAGCUGACUGCGACAAAAUAAUUAGCUCGCCAGGUGCUUGUAGCUUCAACAUGGAGGGAGACCAGUGGAAAGAGAGAUGCCAACUUUCUCAAGACCCUGAUGAUGACUUUGAUUGGAGGAUUGGUUCCAGUACUGAGACACCAGGGGCUGGACCUAUCACCGACCACAGCCAAGGUGGUGGAGGGAACUUCCUGUAUAUAAACUCAGCCAUUCAGCACGAGGGCGAUGUUGCCAAGGUGACAACCAGGAGUCCAUUUCCUGCCAGCAUCGGCCUGUGUCACCUGCGCUUCUGGUUCUUCAUGCAUGGUUCUGAUAGGAUGGGAACAUUGAAGGUCUUUACAGUUGGACCCAGCGGUACCCGUCUGUUGAUGUGGGCAGCCACUGGAAACCAUGGCAGACAGUGGACAUACGCUAAUGUCAUCGUGUCCAGCACGGUACCCUUCAGAGUGACCUUUGAGGCCCAGGUGGGUGGAGACAUGUGGACAGACAUCGCCCUGGAUGACAUUUCCUACACUGCAGAGUGUAUAGUUGGAGAACCUGUGACUCCUCAGCCACUGACUUGUGGUGUGAACCAGUUUCAGUGUGCAUACUCCUUCCAGUGUAUCCCAGAGAGCUGGUUGUGUGACACGGAGCCCGACUGUGCUGAUAAGUCUGAUGAAGAGCAUUGUCCCACUGUUGUACCCGGAACUCUUCCUCCUCAGGUCCUUUGUCCUCUUGGUUAUUUUCAGUGUUCAGAUCAUAACUGCCUCCCGUCCAUAAUGCGCUGCGAUGGAGUCGUUGACUGUCCCACAGGAGAGGAUGAAUACAGCUGCCCUUGGCUCCAGUGUAAGCUGGGAGAACUGGUGUGUGAAAGUUCGUCUAGCUGUAUCCCAUUUCAGAGCCGUUGUGACCAUUUUGUCGACUGCCUGCCAUUCCACUCAGAUGAAUCCAGCUGCCAUGAAUGUCCUCCGAUGUAUUGCAUGUAUCACGGCUCAUGCCAUGUGAUGACACAGGGGCCUGUUUGCAUCUGUCAGCCGGGAUGGACAGGAAACCGUUGCCAUGUCAGAGAGAAACCAUCCCUCUCCACGCCUUCCCCGAAACCAGAGGACACGCAGAUGGUUCCUGUGUACGUUGGCAUCGGCAUCGGGCUGCUGCUGCUCGUACUCGGAGUCGCUGUGUGUGUUCUGGCUCUGCGCAAGAGAAAGUGCCACGUAAUAAAGCCCAACCUGACGGACUACGGGGUGAUGGAUAACCCAAAUUUUGACUGGAAAGCAGAGGAUGAAAGAGCGGGCGGCUGUCCCAGUGUGAACCCCAGGAGGAGUGAUGGUCACGGGCUUUCCAUCAGUGUCUACCCGUGGAGGAAGGAGGUAGAGGGUCUGAACUGGAAAGAUGCCAAGCUGUCCUUCUCCAACCCCAUGUACCCUUACCCCCCUAAUCAUAAUGAGGCUGACAGCAAAACUUCUGAUGCAUAAAAACAACGGACAUCACAUUAAUUUUUUUUUAAAGAUAUUUUUUGGGGUAAAUGCCAACUAAGAGCAUUGCAACAAAACCAUCGAGAUGCAGAAAACAUGGAGACUGAAUUGUGAAUUGUGCGUACACACUCUUGAGGAGUUCGUCUUGACCCACUGCACUCAAGUCCAGACUGGGGGAGAGGAUGCAAACGGUGACAUGGAUAUAUUUCACGAUACCAGCUUGACUUCAUGUGAUACUUACAUGUUUAAAUAAAGGUUUAAAGCCCACAGAAUAAUUGAUUGUUCAAUCUAAGACAUGCACAUAAAUAUGACUAAACAGCACUGCGUAUUUAUCCACAGGAGUUCUGCUCUACGGACACCAAACUCUCUUGGUGAGACUUCAAUGAGAAGAUCAAUAAGACUUGCAUAUUGGCCCAAUUAAAAUAGCGGAUAAUGCCGGAGGCUUAACCUGACUUUAAUGGUUAGCAUAUCUGCUGCUUAUCUGCUUAGUAUAAAACACAGGUUAUUUCACUCAUCAUCCUUUGCUUAUCCAGGCUUCAACCAUCCAGUAAUUCUGUGUUGUGGGAUGGCUGGAGACUAUCCCAGCUGUCACAGAGCCAAAGGCAUGACACCCUGGAUAAUCCAUUUUAACUGGCCUAACACGAAGAGACAGACAACCAUUCCCACAGACAAUUUAUAAUUGCCAAUCAACCCCCGUUUAGAUUGUGACACAAAGCUGGUGUACCUGGAAAGCAGCAGGCAUCCAACCUGGAUUUGAACCCAGGACCUUCUGCUGGGAGUCAACAGUGCCCCCCCCAGCCCUUUUCAAAAGUAUUCCCUAUAAGAGACAACACUGUAGAUGUAGGAGGCAACCAUCAGUUGAUAUGUUUUGGCACUGAGUUGAGCUGUUGUCAGCUGAUUUCAGGGGUUGUGGAAUGAGGUUAACCUAACACUGUGUUAGAUAUAUAUUUUUUUAAUCUGUACAAAAGCCAAACUGUAAAAAAAAAAAAGACCUACAUUUAAAAGGUAGCUGCUACGUGUCUUUUAUCCUGUUUUCCUCUCCUCAUCCCCAACGAAUUGCAGCAGAUGGCUUUCCCUUGUCUGAGCCUGGUUAUGCUGGGAGGUUUGUUCCUGUUUAAAGGGAGUUCUUCUUUCCCACUGUCGCCAAGUGCUUCCCCAAAGGGAGUCGUUUGAAUAUUGGGUUUCUGUGUUAUUGUAGGGUCUUUACCUUACAAUAGAAAGCAACUGUUGUGACUCGGUACUAUUAUAAAGAAACAUAAUUGAAAUUUAACCGACCACAGCUUUGUCUUUCCUGCAAAGAUAUGAGUAGUCAUGAUCCUCUCCCCAAAAUCGUGGCAAGAAAGUAGAUAACUUCAGUCAUUGUCAUGUUAAUCUAUUCCAUUAAAAAGUCUCAAGUAUGCAGAGACAGUUAAAAAUAUUCUUUUUUUUAAAUUGCUGUAACUCUAAGUCUUAGAACGGGUUGUGAAUGGUGAUUAAAGUUUUUUUUUUUUCAUGUUGGCAAAAGCAGAACACAUCCAGUUGACUGAAUUAAAAUGCUCUGCUGAACAACAGCCUCCAACAGGCUGCAGUCCCGAGUUCAUUACUGAUCUUUUUAAAUCCUCACAAGUGCAAAUAAAAUAGUUUGGCCCUGCUUUAGUUGCAAAUUAAAAUCCAUUGCAAGUUGUCGUUCUCUGGCU
Messenger RNA from Haplochromis burtoni (Burton's mouthbrooder), 7282 nucleotides. RefSeq names its product MAM and LDL receptor class A domain containing 1 (gene malrd1). Gene Ontology annotation, cellular component: membrane. The coding region runs from base 162 to 5606 and encodes 1814 amino acids. The record is from RefSeq and is a predicted model, not a curated record. Gene Ontology annotation, molecular function: protein binding. The transcript has 33 exons. NCBI's taxonomy places the organism in Eukaryota, Metazoa, Chordata, Actinopteri, Cichliformes, Cichlidae.